GGGCUUGGAUCCGACAACAAACCGUAUAAUUCGACCCAACAACUACCCCUCCAUUCCCUCCAUGAUUUCCCUCUUCCCAGUCUCAGUGUCCUCUCUUUUCGCUGCUAAUGGAGAAACUGAAGAGGGCGGUGAAAGAGAUCGCCUACGCCAGAGACCAAGCUAAGCUCUCCGGGUUUCAUCGCUCUCUUGGUCCUUUCCUCUCCUUCGCUUCUUCUCUGUACGGCGUCGUUCUAUCUCUCCGCCGCUCACUAUACUGCUCCGGCUUCUUCUCUAGGCACAGGUUGCCAGUGCCGGUGAUCAGUGUUGGGAACUUGACGUGGGGAGGAAAUGGAAAGACGCCAAUGGUUGAGUUCAUAGCUAAAUGUUUAGCUGAUUAUGGAAUUUCACCUCUCAUUUUAACAAGGGGUUAUGCUGGUGGAGAUGAAGCUAAAAUGCUGCAAAGGCAUCUACUCGGGGGACCUGUAAAAGUUGGCGUAGGUGCAAAUCGUAUGGCGACCGCCAACUUGUUCUUUGAAAAAUAUGGAUAUGUAGAUUGCCGUGGUAGUAAUCUCUUUGAGAGAACCUAUCUUGACCAGAAAGUGGGAAGUCAUAUCAGUUUAGAGAAAAUUGGUGCUGCUAUUCUGGAUGAUGGGAUGCAGCAUUGGAGCUUGUGUCGUGACCUAGAGAUUGUAAUGAUUAAUGGAUUAAUGCUAUGGGGAAACUGCAAACUACUUCCGCUUGGACCCUUGAGAGAACCUUUGACGGCACUCAAACGUGCAGAUGUUGCUGUAGUUCAUCAUGCUGACCUGGUAUUAGAGCAAAAGCUCAAAGAUAUCGAGUUAGUGAUUCAGGAAAUCAAGUCACUUCCUGUUUUCUACACCAGAAUGGCUCCAUCAUGUUUCUUUGAAGUGAGAAAUAUAAACACAAAGAUGCAUUUGGGAGCCGUGCAUAAUGCAGUUGUAUUAUGUGUUUCUGCAAUUGGUUCUUCAGAUGCUUUUGUGCAGGGGAUGGAAAAGAUGGGACCAAUAUAUGUUGAUCGAUUCGACUUCAGUGACCAUCACUCAUUUCAAACUAAGGAUAUUCAUAUGAUGAGAGAGCGACUUGGACAACUCGAAGACAAGUUUGGUUAUAAGCCAAUCGUUAUAGUUACAGAAAAGGAUUAUGAUCGAGACCCACAGAUUCUGAAACAUUUGCAUCCUUUCCAAGUUCUGGUGCUCUGUUCUGAAAUGCAGAUUAUAGCUCGUAAGGGAUGCAAUGAGCAUCACUUCAAGUUGUUAUUGAAGGAGCUACUGGAAGUGAAAUUGUCAGGCGCAGAUUGAAGUUCUGCUUUGAAGAGUCAUAGUUAGUUCUCAUCCUAUCCACAGGCAGAAGGUGCCUGAUGAGCGUUUAGCCAACACCUUAUUCAAAGAGUUUAGAUCAUAUUUGUGCUUUGCAGGAGCACAAGACAAGUGAGAUUCUGCUCACGAGUAUGUACUUGCGAUCCUGUGUUCAUAUUUAAAGUUUUUGGCCACACGUUGUAGGAAGUAGAGGGCCUGGAAAUUGUUAGGAUCGGGUUACAUGUACUUGUAACAUUUUGUAAUAUUCUGUUCAUUGUUCUUCAAUGUCCAAGGUUCUCGUCAGCAACUUUCUACUCUA
Messenger RNA from Theobroma cacao (cacao), 1614 nucleotides. RefSeq names its product tetraacyldisaccharide 4'-kinase family protein (gene LPXK). Gene Ontology annotation, biological process: lipid A biosynthetic process. Gene Ontology annotation, molecular function: lipid-A 4'-kinase activity; ATP binding. Lineage: Eukaryota; Viridiplantae; Streptophyta; Magnoliopsida; Malvales; Malvaceae. The record is from RefSeq and is a predicted model, not a curated record.